This is a messenger RNA of Hypanus sabinus (Atlantic stingray), 3297 nucleotides long. RefSeq names its product integrator complex subunit 12 (gene ints12). Gene Ontology annotation, biological process: snRNA 3'-end processing. NCBI's taxonomy places the organism in Eukaryota, Metazoa, Chordata, Chondrichthyes, Myliobatiformes, Dasyatidae. The coding region runs from base 82 to 1443 and encodes 453 amino acids. The transcript is spliced from 7 exons. The record is from RefSeq and is a predicted model, not a curated record. Gene Ontology annotation, cellular component: integrator complex.
CCGGAUGUACCCGUUGCUAAGCGGGUUGGGGGAAGAUGUAGAAAGUAGGACCGGAAGGUUUGCGAAGUAGACGCUGAGGACAUGGCUGUUCCCAGUUUGGAGUUGGACCCGCUCUUCUUGAAAGCCUUGGGGUAUCUGCAUUCAAAAAGUAAAGACUCGGCGGAGAAACUGAAGGCUCUGUUGGAUGAGGCAUUGGCCAGAGGUAGCGAGUGCAGCUUUCGGCAGCAACAGAAGGAAGUUGAAACACCCAAAGUAACUGUUGGUUCCAAAUCCAGUUUAGCCAAGCAGGAGUCCAAAGUAUCCACAUCUCUGACAUCUGGCAAUAAUGGAAAGUCCAGUUCCAGUGAAAAAACGAAGAAGGAAACUGAGAAGAGGCCAGCUGAAAAGGUUAAGCUGGACACUCAGGAAGGAAUUGAUCCCCAGAAAAAGGCCAGACUGGAGAAGCCAGAGAAUCGAUCUUCCCCAGUCACUGUUCAGUCCAGUAAAGACCUGGCAAUGCCUGACCUGCCUGGUUUUGAGAGCGCAGAGGACUUUGCCAUGGAAAUGGGGUUGGCAUGUGUGGUGUGCCGCCAGAUGACUGUUACAUCAGGUAAUCAACUGGUUGAAUGUCAAGAAUGUCACAACCUCUACCAUCAGGACUGUCAUAAACCCCAGGUGACGGACAAGGAUGUAAAUGAUCCACGACUGGUAUGGUAUUGUGCCCGCUGUACAAGACAGAUGAAGAAAAUGGCACAGAAGACGCAAAAGGCUGCUCCAAAGGCUUCCAGUUCAGUUGCUAGCACCACUCCAUCAGUAAAAGAUCCAUCGGUGAAAAAGCCUGACUUGAAGCAGAAACAAGAAAUGACCACAUUUCAGGCUUUCAAAAGAGCUGAAGUAAAGACCACCUCAUCUGCUUCUGGGAAUUCCUCCAAUUCUAGCACCACCUCUUCCUCGGUUAGUGGCCUCACAGGAUGGGCUGCCUUUGGAGCUAAAACAUCUUCUGCAGCACCUUCCACAGUUAAACUGGGGUCAACUGUACAGACCGCCAGUGGGAAACCUGCUGCACCCUCUUCAAAUCAGAAAGCAGUGGGCCUCUCUGGACUGGCACCUUCUAAAGCAAGCCUGGGAUCCAAAACGACCACUAGCGUUAACUCUAGCACUGGACCUAUAAAGCCUUCUCCACCCCUAACAUUGGGGAAACCGAGUCUUAACCGAUCAUCUAGCAGUGACAAUGUCACCAAAGUGAGUUUAACAGGACCUGGCAAUAGUGUUGGCCAGGCUAGCAGUGGAAAUGGAGGGAACUCAUCUACCAGCAGUGGUGGUAACAAUGGGGCCAAAACUCCAUCUGAUGCUAGCAAUUCUUCUGUUGUUAAGUUGCCAACAUCUCAAGAGUCUCAGCUUAAUGCUAUGAAAAGGCUCCAGAUGGUUAAGAAGAAAGCCGCACAGAAGAAGCUUAAAAAGUGAAUGUUCAUCACUGUUGUUCUCUGUUGCCUUUGUGUUCCUACAGAGAAUAGCUUGCUAAGGAGGCCAACAAACAUGCCCUUGGAUUUAUUCAUUUUUCUAAGAUUUUUAUUUGUGAGAAGAGCACAGAUCUAUCUCUUGCCUCUGAAGGCCCCAUGAAAACCACGUGAGAGAGGAUUUAUGUAGGUCUAAAUGGCUUUGAUCAAGAUCUACACCAGUAAAAGGUUAUAAGCACAAGGCUGAGAGAAUUAAGAGAUUACAGUGUUAGAAAAAAAAUCAUUUCAUAAGUUGCCAUUUGUAACAAAAUUAACAUUCUGGCCUUUUCUGUUUUAAAAGAUAAUCUUUUAACUAGAUCGCUGAUUUAGACUCCCUUUCAUAGCAGUUUCAAACAAUCUGUAAAGAGUUUGAUUGGAGACCCAUUUCUGACACCAGGAGCCAAAGGUCUUGGUUGUUCAAUAGCUUGCAGGAAACAACAUCCUUAGUGAGCUAUGCAGUACAAAGUAACAGAAACCGAAUUUUUAAACUUGUUCUGGUUUCCUUGCACCCACAGAAAACAUUUCCUUUAAAAGAUUUAGCUCAAGUUCCUAAUGGGCCAAAAAUGCUCUGCACUUCUCAAAACAAAUCUGAAAGUUGAGUGAGAGACCAGUUUACUGUGAUGUUGAAAACCAGGGAGGUUUUAAUUCUGUGUGAAAUGGACCUGUUCACAUAUGUUGUUUUGUGUGUAUUACUGUUAAUGGAGAUGCCGUCUCUAUUUGGUGAAUUGCACUGGUAUUGAAAAAGAAUUAAAGUCAAAUCUUGUCCACUUCGAAUAAUGGAGCACUUUUUAAUUAGUCCCAUUACAUAUUUUUAUGUGCUUUUCCUUGAAACGCAUCUGUUUUUUUGUUUUAACUUUGAAACGCUGACCAGUUCCCUGACUUCCAAAUGUGAAUGUCAAGGAAUAAACCUAUACUUUCAACACUGAUAGUCGCAAGUGUUCAUUCAUGCACAGUAAAUGUAUGUACACAGCAAAUAUGGCCUAAUAACAUUCAUCUGCCUUUGAUCCAUAUAACUCAGAGUCAUCAUUUUAGUCAAUACAUUAAUUUUUAGGAGUUGGUGCUUCCAUCCUUUACCCUUGAAUGCUGUAAUUUUCUGAUUAUUCUCUCGUGCUGGAUUUCUGCAGAGGAGAAAGUAUUGUCUUCAUCCCUGAUCUUUGGAAUUCAUUCAAUGAUUUAAAGGCUUGCAUUCCCAUUGUCCCAUAGGAUCAAGCAGCUGGUGUGUGGACACUGUUAAACUGCAGGAUGCAUUAAAGCUAAAUUGUACAGAACAAGCCAUAGAAGCACUCAUGUAAUAAUGAUCAGAUAAUGUUAAUGUUGAAAUGAGGGUUGACUAUUGAACAAAAUCCUAACAAGACCUUCCCUACUCAUUGCAGUUCCAUGCAUUAUUGAAUCUCCAGCUAAGAACAGCCAGGGCCACAGUUUAACAACUUGCUUAAAUGAAAACACGUCCAUCUGUAUAGCAUCUCUUCCGUGCUGAAAUAGUCUCAUAUGUGAUUGUCUGGAAAGAGGCUUGGAUUAGGUGACCCCCAUUUCAGCAGGAGUGGGUGCCAAUAGAUGUAAGUGUUAACAGAUUUCUUCCUUGAUGGCUCAAAUAAGGCUGAUGUGUGUUGACUGGGAAAGGUUAGGGUUUAAUCAAACUAACAGUAAAUUUAACAUAAUUGCUGAUUGGUCUGGCUCUUGAUUGUCAGCCAGUGGCCCUUAUUGAAACUGCAAGGUGAAAUCCCCAUCAGAACCAGCUAUGAAGCGAUCUCUGGUUCAGCAGUCCACAUAUGUUGGGAGUCAUACCAGCAGGAGCAUUGUCCUAGAAAGAAUCUACUGCUUU